CCUGUGUCUCAUUAUAUGUGCCGUUCCGCUUGAGCUGAGAGAGACCACCAUUUCUUACACCGAGAUCUAUCGCCUCCGUCUCCUCUAGUUAGGGUUUCUUCUUCUCUCUUCCCCCACCCAGUUGCGAUGAGAGUCACCAAUCAUCUGAUCUAGUGAAGACUGGUCAUCUAAUUUAGUUAUCAGUUCGAGAGCGCGAAAGGUUCCUUCAGGAUUCUUCCGCUCCGGAUCUUGUUCUUGAAUUCCUCAUUCAGGAUGUUGAGAGAUCUGAGGAUUUUCCGCCGGAAUUCGAACACUGGUAAGGCUCCCGCCUCGGAGAGCAACAAUGAGAACCUCCCCGUGGAUCCUUCGGGUUCUUCGACUUCGCAGCUGGAAUCCGAUCCAUCUCGAGCCCCUCUGAUCACGAUCCAAGAGCCGGUGCAAAACCCUAAGCCGGGGUUGGAUCAAGGAGCAGUUUCGAGGAGGAAGCCGGAAACAACCCACUUCAGGAGCCAGGUGAAGGGUUCGGAUUCGUCCCGGUUGCCGUUCCGCACCCCAGAGAAAAUGGUAAGCCGGCAAAGGUUUGGUUGGGGCCUCAAGGGUGAGCCGGGAAUGAGUGACGCGGACAAUGGUGACGAUUUAUGCUACGAAGGUCCCAGCAGCCAACUUCCGCCACUAAGCCGUGGCGGAAGCAUAUGUUCUGGAGGUGGAUUUGGUUUGAUCACUCCUCGUAUGUAUAGGACGGCUGCGAAGGCGUCAUCGGUGCAUUCAGAUUGCAGUUCUACUCAGAGCACUCCAACGAAGAGUGUUACGAAGCCUCCAAACUCUGGUUUCAGCAACUCCCGUCCUCCCGUUAGUGCAAGGACUCGAACAAUGAGCAUUGGAACACCAAGAACAACACCGUCAUUUGCCACUGUUGCACAUUCAUCUGAAGUGCCGCACUUUGAACUCAAGGAGGAUCCAUCAUUCUGGAUGGAUCAUAAUGUGCAGGUUGUCAUUCGUGUUCGUCCUCUCAGUAGCACAGAGAAAAGCCUGCAAGGUCUCCACAGAUGCUUGAAGCAAGAAAGUGCACACAACAUCAGUUGGAUUGGUCAACCAGAAACCCGAUUUACGUUUGACUAUGUUGCAUGUGAAACAAUCAAUCAGGAGAUGCUUUUUCGAGUUGCUGGUUUGCCAAUGGUCGAGAAUUGCAUGUCGGGUUACAAUAGCUGUGUCUUUGCAUAUGGCCAGACUGGAAGUGGGAAGACAUAUACGAUGCUUGGUGAAAUUGGAGAACUGGAAGUGAAACCUAGCCUGAACCGUGGAAUGACACCAAGAAUAUUUGAAUUUUUGUUUGCGAGAAUUAAAGCGGAGGAAGAAAGCAGGAGGGAUGAAAAACUAAAAUAUAGCUGCAAAUGUUCCUUCCUUGAGAUUUACAAUGAACAAAUUACUGAUCUUCUUGAUCCCACCUCUAGCAAUCUGCUUCUGCGAGAAGAUAUCAGGAAGGGUGUCUAUGUUGAAAAUCUUACGGAGUAUGUAGUCGAGAAUGUCAAUGACAUUCUAAAUCUUCUUAUACAGGGUGCUGCAAAUAGGAAAGUGGCAGCUACAAAUAUGAACCGUGAGAGCAGCCGUUCACACAGUGUUUUUACUUGCAUAAUUGAGUGUAGAUGGGAAAAAGAUUCAACUGUAAACUUACGUUUUGCAAGACUAAAUCUUGUUGAUCUAGCGGGUUCCGAAAGGCAGAAAACUUCAGGUGCUGAAGGUGAACGCCUAAAGGAAGCUGCAAAUAUUAACAAAUCCUUAUCGACACUUGGUCAUGUUAUAAUGGUUCUUGCUGAUGUGGCUCAUGGGAAGCACAGACAUGUUCCUUACAGGGACUCAAGGCUCACAUUUCUUCUCCAAGAUUCUUUGGGUGGCAACUCCAAAACUAUGAUAAUUGCAAAUGUCAGCCCUUCGAUAUGCUCUGCUAAUGAGACUCUAAGUACCCUUAAGUUUGCUCAGCGAGCAAGACUGAUACAGAACAAUGCUGUCGUCAAUGAAGAUGCUUCAGGAGAUGUCAUUGCAUUACGACAUCAAAUACAUUUACUAAAGGAGGAGCUUUCAGUUCUUAAGCGUCAAAAUGUCUCAAGAUCUCUAUCGUUUCGUAAUGCAAUUUUUGAAAAUCGUACGAGUGAAGUUUGUGACGAAUAUGUUGUGGAGAAAUUGCCAGAAGUUCCUGAAGCAAAUGAUGAUGAGUUCCAGACAGAUGAAGGUGUGGACAGCAUAAGAGUUUCGAUGAAGCAGUUGAAGUCCUUGGAAGCUAUACUAGCUGGUGCACUGCGAAGAGAAAAAAUGGCAGACACUACAAUUAAGAAACUCCAAGCUGAAAUUGAGCAGUUGAACCGCUUAGUUCGUCAGAGAGAGGAUGAUACUCAAAGCACCAAAAUGAUGCUGAAGUUUCGGGAGGACAAGAUUCGCCGAAUGGAAAAUCUUCUGGAAGGCCAGAUGCCAGUUGACUCAUAUUUAAUGGAAGAAAAACAUGCCCUCUCCGAGGAGGUACAAUUGCUUCGUGCAAGAGUCGAUAAGAAUCCUGAAGUGACACGCUUUGCAUUGGAAAACAUCAGGCUCUUAGACCAACUGCGUAGGUUCCAGGACUUCUAUCAAGAAGGAGAGAGAGAACUUUUAUUAGCUGAAGUAAUUGAGUUGCGCAACAAGCUUAUGCAAGUGUUUGAUGGAAAAUCUAAGCUUGAUCAGCACCUAAAGUCAGACAUGGAAACCCCAACCAUUGGAAAUCCCCAAUUUGCUUGUUCAUCCAGAGAUAACGAAUCAUUGUUAGUGGAGUUAAACAAGACCCAUCAGGAGUUAAAAAGCUGCAAGAGUGAACUUCAGUCUUGCUUAGAAAUAAAUGAAAGGCUCACUAGGGAGAUAAGCAAUCUGCGAGUUGAAUUAAAUAAUUUUAGGUCUGCAAACCAUGUUCAACAUGUCAACCUCAAGCAUAGAGACAUUGAUAUGUUAGAGAUACCCCAAAUGGACACUCAGGUCUGUGAAAAGAAAGAAUGCUCGCAUGAACAUAUGAUGGAACAUGCUGAGGAAAUUCUGAAUUUGCAGCUGGAGUUGGAUAUACUGAAGACAAUCCUAGCAGAGGAGAAGUCAUCUUUCGUAGAGGUAGAGGAAAGAGCUAAUCAUACAAAGAAUGAACUUAAAUCAGCAAAUGGAAGGAUUUUAUAUAUGGGUAAGCAGUAUGAAGACAUAAAUAAUGAACUGAAAGAUGCAAGAUCCAUCAUUGAAGCACUUGAAUCAGAACAUAUUCUGUUGAUAAAUGAGAUGGAAGAAGUAAGGGAAAGGUGCAAUCAACAAAAGGAGAUUUUAAAUAAACAAGAGCAGGAGAUAUUUCUACUGAGAAACCAGUCUGGUCUCUGUCCCAGUGAGAUAGAGAAACAGUCCACUGUUCAAGAGGAGCUUAGGAACAUUCCACAUGGAAAUUAUGAAAAUGAGGGUUCCCCUUUGCAAGUGAAACUGAAAAAAAUGCAAGCUUCUCUUGAAAAGGCAAGAGAUCUGAACAUGAGGUGCCAAAGUGAUCAGGUAUCUCAAACAUCUCUUGAACAAGAAAUGGAUGAAGUCCGGAGACAAGUUGAGAUUGAGACUGCUGAGGUGAUUGUCUGCUUGCAAGAAGAACUUGCUGCACUUCAAAAACAGGCAGAUGGCAGCAAACAAAAUGAGUUGAUCGCUAAACAAAACUUGAUUGGACUACAAACAGAGUUGAAAGAGCUACAAGUAAGGUUGCAUGUGAUGACUGAGGAAAACGAAAAGCUAGGAGACUUGAUUGAAGAGAAAGACAGGGAUCUUAGGUCACUGACUGAAGACUGGGAAAGAUUAGCAUGUGAGAUUGCUGACAUUCUUGUCGAUGGAAAUAUGUCUCUUGAAGAAGCUACUGAUCAGGUAGAUUCCAUCUCUGAUUCCUUUCCUAAAAGAAGUUGGAUAGGUGAGCAAAUUGAGAGGAUAAUUAAGGGCAUUUCAGAAAGAGAUCUGCUGAUUGAAGAACUUCAGAAAUGCUUGGAGGAGGCACAGAAUAUAAGGUGUGAUAUGGAAUGGAAGUUGAGGUCCUUAAGGGGAGCAACACUUGCUAUAACUGAAGCUCAACAACAGGAAAGUAAUGAUAAAGAACAAGAGAUUCUUCGUUUGACCACAGAGAUAACAGAGAAGAUGUUUACUAUAAAUGAAUUAGAAAAUACUAUUGAAGUGCAGGAAGAACAAAUCAAGAAAGCUGAGCUAAAUGCAACUGUUGCAUUCAUGACUGUGAACAAGUUAUCUGAGAUGAAUGAAGCCCAUCUUCAGGAGAUUGCACAUGUAAAGCUCCUGCUUGAGGAGUCUAAAGAAGUUAUUUCUAAUAAGGAUUCCCUAUUACAUCAUCAAAUUUCUAUGCACGCUGAUGCAGAUAAAGAAAUUCAUGCCCUUAGCAUGCAGUUAAAUCAGUCUCAGGAGCAUAUUGCUGAACUACAGAAGCUUUCUCAAAACCAGGAAAGGGCACGAGAAUUGGAACAAAUGAAGAAGGAAGAAGAGGAUGUUGUUUUAUCUGUUAUGGUAGAAGAUUUACUGAAAGCUAAGAGAAUUAUCAAUGAUUUUAAAGCCGGAAUGACUACACAACAAUCUUGUGCAAGUGUUUCAUCUGAACAGGACAAUGGCCACACAUUACAAAGUUCUGGAGAUUAUACUGUUGACAGUGAACAAUACAUCACUGAGGACCAAAUGAAGAUUGAAGCUGUCCAAUCUGUUAUGAAUUUUGAGCAACAACCUGUUGCAAGCAUGUUGUGUGUUAGCUCUGAAAAAUUAUUGACUGAUAUUGGGCAUAAAUCUACUUGUGAAAAUGUGUUGGAGUAUUCUCACGAUAGACAGUCCAAUAUUCUUCAUCUGCAGAAGGAACUAGUGAUUGCACUUGACCACCUACAGUAUGUACAAACUCAAAUGGUACAACUGCUCAAGGAAAAAGAAGAAAUUAAGAUAUCUGAGAAACUAUAUCAUACAAGUAUUGAAAAACUUACAAUCGAUGUUCUUCAAUUGAAAUCUGAAAUCACUGAAAAAGAAAGAAAAUUUGAACUUGGGUUGCUACAGUUGGAAAAUAAGCUUCGAGCAGUUGAGAAAAAUACAAUGGAAUCUAAUACAAGAUGGCAAAAAACCAAAGAGGCACUUGAGCUUGAUGUCAGUGAUGCAAAAACCAUUGCAGCCCACAAAACAAUUGAGGCCACUCAUCUUCUAACAAAGAUUGAGGAGGCUCAAGGAACAAUGCGAGAUGCUGAUAUCAUGGUUAACAUGCUGUUACAAGCAAAUGAAACUGCAAAAUGUGAUAUAGAAAGACUUCAGAACAGUGAGACCAUGUUAUGCUAUGAAAAGAACCUUUUAAUUGAUGAGGUACAGCAUUUGCAAUCUUCCCUUCACAUUAAGGAGAAAGAAUAUACAUCCUUGGAAAAGAAUUUUGAAUCAAACCUUAUAGAGGCUAGGGGUUUAGUUCUAGAGCUAGAAGAUAGCUGCAGGAAUCUACAGACUGCUUUUGCUGAGAAAUUUGAGUCUCUAGCAUGUGAUCUUGAUUGGAUAAAGUCCAAUCUUCAAGAUUACACAGAGUCAAUAAGAAGCUGUUUGGAAAAGACUUGGUCAGAAAUUAUCAGAAAAGAUUGUGCUCUAUCUGUAUUACACCUUUGUCACAUGGGAAUUUUAAUAGAGAGAAUAACUGGUCUGAACAUGGAGAAUGGUUUCCUUCAACAUGGGCUGUGCAAGUCUAAUACUUUAAUUGCUGAUUUGAGUGAACGCAAUGUUAAAGCAAAAGAAGAACUUGAAAUAUGUAGUGUUCUUAAGGGUAAGUUACUAGUGGACAUCAACAACAGUUUCAAUCGCAUUGCAAAAAAGGAAGAUGAAACUGCUGAGUUCAGGACCAGGCUGAAUUUUUUUGAAAAGGAAAUUUUGCAAUUACAAUCACAAGAAGAAUCAAUGUUAGCUAGGUCAAACUCAAUGGGCACUGAACUUGCAGUCUUGGUGAAAGAGUUGGAUGACAAUAACAUGAACACCCUAACAGCCUUGUUAGGGCAGGACAAACUUCUAAAGGAAAAAGAAGUACUUAGCAAGGAGCUAGAUGAUAUGACAAGGCUGUUGCAUGAGGCCCACAGAGUUAAUGAAAUGUUCAUGGAUUCACUUAGAGGAGAGUUAGCUCUGCUUACUGAUGAACCACAUCCUAAAAUUCAAAUGAAAGUAGAUGUCCCUAUAAUCAGUAACAUGGGAUUCUCCAAUGAAUCUAAACUACUAAAGAAGCUUAUGAAUUAUAAAUUUGAAUCUAUCCUGACCGAUUCAUUUGCUAAAGAUAUUGAAUUCCUUGUUGUUGUUUCAGAACUGGAGCAGAAUGCAAUCAAGUGUGAUCAGAUGGCUUCACAUGUAUCAAAAUUAGAAAAAGAGAAUGAUACUCUGAGUUCUGUUAUCGAGAAAGUUAGCAUCGAAUUAAUCCUUAGUAAAAUUGAUGGUGAUUUAAAAUCUAAAGAAAUACAUUCGUUACACAAGGAAAAUGAAAAGAUGAGGAAUGCAAAAGAGAAGCUGCAAGAAGAUCAUUUAAGAGUCACAAAAGAGUUACAGGACAAGAUUUGCUCCCUGGAAAGUCUUGUUACCUGCAUAGAGAUGGAUUUAGAUAGGAAGGAAGUCAAACUAGAGGAAAUGGUAAACUCUCAUACUGUCAUAUCAAAGGAACUUGAAGCAAAAAGUGAAUUCUAUGAAAUCCAAAAGGAGAGAACCAAGAUCUUAAGGUCUGAGAAUGAGACAUUGAAAAAAAAAUUCCUAGAAUUUGUAUCUGAGAAAGAUGAAGCUAUUCAAAUGCUUGGUUGUAGUCUUAGACAUGGCUCUGAUUUAGCUCUGUCAAUGGGUGUUGUUAUGAGUAGAUUAUUACAUGAAAUAGCUGGCCUAUUUGUUCUUAUAAUGGAUAGGAUGCAUCAAGAAAAUUUUGAGCACAAAAAGUUGGCAUCUAAAUUUAUUGAUGACAUAGAUUUCUUGGAGAACUCUAUUAAAAGCCUAUUGUCUGAGAAUUCUUCUCUCCGAUCAGAUCUGAUACAUAAAGAUGAAGUUGCAAAAGGAAUUUUGUUUGAUUUGAGACUAUUACAGGAGUCAGCAUCUAUUGCAAAGGACCAGGAGGAUGAACUCAAACAGAUGGCUGCUACAAUGGAGUCUUUAGAAGACGAGUUAGCAUCCAGAUCAUGUGAACUUGAUGAGGCUAUUGUUCUUGGAAAGACAGUAGAAGGUGAAUUGAUAGAGAAAAAUGAUAAAAUAUUGGCUCUUGAGCUUGAGCUUGCUGAAAAACUUGCGACGAUAAACUCAAUAUCUGUAGAAAAUAUUGAGUUGAAGUCUCACUUGCAGCAAGUCUCGGCGGUGAAAAGUGCUAUACAGGAAGAGCUAAAUGGGAAAUUAUUAGUUACUGGAAGAUUGGAAGAUGAAAUACUUACUAUGAGCACUUUCAUUGGUGAAAGAAAUCAUUUAAUUGAAGAUUUGCAGGGUGGCAUAGCAAAACUCAAAGAAGAAAGAGAUCAUCUCAGUAUUGAGGUGCAUGUCUUGAAAGAAAAGUUGGACAUGGCACAAGCCCUUGCUGAAGAAAAUGAAGCUAUUGCUACAGAAGCUCGCCAGAUAGCAGAAGUGAGGAAAGCUUAUGUUGAAGAAAAAGAAGAAGAGGUCAAGCUCUUAGAGAGGUCUGUUGAGGAGCUUGAAUGCACAGUUUUUGCACUGGAAAACAAGGUUGAUAUUGUUAGAGCGGAAGCAGAAAAACAUCGAUUGCAGAGAGAAGAGAUAGAAAUGGAGCUUCAUACAAUGAGAGAUCAGUUGUCCCAGAAGAAUAUACAAGUUCUUCAGAAGGAAAUUGCAAAAAGAGAUACAGAGAUUCUCCAAUUCAAAUCUCACAUCUCUGAGCUGAAUAUGCAUGCAGAGGCACAAGCCAGAGAGUAUAAACAAAAGUUUAUGGAAUUGGAGGCCAUGGCUCAACAAGUUAACACGGAUCCUGCAUCAUCCAAUUCUGCAAGCUUGACAUCAACAAAAUCAGAAAAAGGUGCAGCGAAGCCUAGGGGUUCAAGUUCUCCUUUUAAGUGCAUUGGCUUGGGAUUGGUACAACAAAUGAAUUCUGAGAAGGAUGAGGAGCUAACUGCAGCGAGGCGUAAGAUUGAGGAGCUCGAAUCAUUAGCUGCAAGCCGACAGAAAGAGAUCUUCAUGUUGAACACAAGACUGGCGCAAGCAGAGAGCAUGACACAUGAUGUUAUUCGGGAUCUGCUAGGGGUCAAGUUGGACAUGACAUCAUUGUUAGACGAACCUGAAAUGCCAAAGGUAGAGACAGCUCGAGUCCACAAUAAUGAAUCCCAGAAAAAGGAUCAAGAGGUGAUCAAGCUUAGGAAAGAGCUUAAUGAAUUUAUUCAAGAGAGGCAAAGCUGGUUGCAUGAGAUAAAGCUAAGGCAUACGGAAAUGGUAGAUGCACGAAUGAUGGCGGAAAAGCUUCGACAGCGAGAACAGUUUAUUAGCACUGAAAAUGAAAUGCUGAAGGUUGAAAAUACAAAAUAUAAGAAGAGGAUUGUGGAUCUUGAAGAUGAACUCAAAAAGUUUUCGGACCAGCAAAAUCUCCAGCACCGUAUUCAUCACCAUGCAAAAAUUAAGGAAGAGAACACUUUGUUGAAGAUGGAGAAUGAAGACUUGAAUGUCAGAUUAAGGCGAUCAGAGGAGGUUCUUCUACGAGUGAAGGAAGAACUUGCUCGCUACCGAUCGUCUUUCGGAAAGGAUCCGUGCAUUGACUUUGAUGAAGAGGAACAGCUAAGGAUGAAACUACAGGAAAGCGAAGAGGAAAGGAUACACUUAGCUCAAAAGCUAUUGAAUUUGUGCACCUGCAUUUUGAAGGUUGCUGGGUUGACUGAUCCCACAACCAAUAUAAGCCCCUCUGCUGCAGAAGAUGCAGCCUAUCAUCUCAAGGACCGUAUCAAUUCAUUGGAAAAUGAAAUAGAAGACCUGAAACUAAAGUGUAAACUACUCCAUGAGAACAUCCGACUGUAUGAGAUUCGGCAACAGUUUUCCCCGCAGCAAACGAAGACAAAUGACAAUUUCCUGUCCUCAUGACAAGGAUCAAAGUAGGGCACGCAACAUUCAUAUCACAACUCAGCUACACAACCAUCAGAACUCCACGAUGAAAUUGCUUAGGAAGGUUAUUUGGUGAGUUGAGCCACUUGACCAGAGUCAUAGUAGAAUGGUUAAUCACUGAUUAGCAGUUAGUUAACAACAUAUUGUUACUCCAUGAUGCAAUUCUUUAAGAGGAUUAGUUGGCAAGUUGGCCUUCUUGAUCCUUGUACAUUCUAUCCAUAUUCUUUUCACAUAUGUAUGAGUGAAAUGCUAUUAAUUUCUUUCAUUUUUAUUGUGUCAACUUUGAUGCCCAUCCAUUCGAAUCUAUCGAUGUAUUUUUGUCUUA
This is a messenger RNA of Musa acuminata subsp. malaccensis (wild Malaysian banana), 9391 nucleotides long. Its product is annotated as kinesin-like protein KIN-12F. Gene Ontology annotation, molecular function: microtubule binding; microtubule motor activity; ATP binding. The record is from RefSeq and is a predicted model, not a curated record. NCBI's taxonomy places the organism in Eukaryota, Viridiplantae, Streptophyta, Magnoliopsida, Zingiberales, Musaceae. Gene Ontology annotation, biological process: microtubule-based movement.